AUCCUCCUUUGAUCUGCCCUCCGCCACACGUCAUGGCCAGCACUUACUGAUCGAAAAGCUCACAUCCAGAUCGCAUAUGACGCUAGAUGCUGCUGGCAGCGAUGGCGUGGCGCGUUUUCAUAGCACCGCUCGAGCAGGCAAGCACGUUUACAGCUCGCGGCGCGUCGCGCGCUUUAUCUGUGGCUGCUUAUUCGGGAUACGAACGAUCACACGCUACUCCACUGUGCAGAUUCCGUAGUGGGCCACUGCGAGUUCAAGGAAAAAACAGUCCCCAAUGGUUCAGCAAGGGACCGGUCCACGAUUGGUGUGUUUUGAGCAGAUCGGCCCUCGCGAUUCGCCGUUGCAAGGUCCAGAAAGCCCAGAGGACUCUCCUUCCUUCCCCGGUAUUCAAAGGCGAUUCAUUCGCACUUCCAGCCAUCGGCUCAUAGAUUCCUCGUUCCCUCUCUACCGCGCCAUCGCGAGCAACCGCAUCACCUCUAGCUUCGCCUAACGUUCGUCCCCCCCUUCCUUGGCAUUACGGCCUUGCCAUCGACAACAACACCGCGUCGCCGUCCUUUCUGUGCUCGUUUCCGCCCGUUUCCGCCUGUUUCGACCCACUCCCACACGACCCCAUCUCGACCGUCCAAUGAUGGCGUGCCACGCCCCGAAUCUGAUGACUCUCUGCCCGCGGCUGCGCGCAUGGGCGGAGGAGCGCCAUCUCGCGGUCGCCAUCCCGUCCCCCCCCGACUGCAUUUCCGACUUCCCCGAGGAGCGCCAGACCUCCCCGUCGCUGCAGGAGCAGCGCCGCCUGCUGCUCGGCUCCCGCUGCGGCACUCCCCGCUCCCUCUUCCGCCGCACUUCCGCCAUUUCCGCCACUUCCGCCGCUCCCGCAACGUCUUCCUCCCGCGCGUUCCCCGACAUCCGUUCCGCCACGGCCCAACCCGCGAGCUCAGAGCCAAGCUGCGCCCCUGCAUCCGGCCGAUCGUACACAACUCCCGCCGAAUUUUGCGACGCUCGCAGCGCGGAAAAUCUCCUCCCAGGCAGCAACUCCGAUUCGCGCGAAACAGCCGCGCGUUCGCCGCAUUCCGGUCCCGACGCCUCGAAGCCUGCUCCCGGCCACCGAAGAAGUUCCUCUGAUUGCGGCACGAGUCGCUUGAUGAAGCUGGCGCGCUGCGACCUUCUCGGCUCGCGGUGUGGCACGCCGAGGCGGGCCACUGGCGCGGAUCCGUGGGCGUUUCACCACCGUCCGCGCAGCGUGACGUGGCAUCUUCCGCGGGACGAAAUCCCCUUUUCCUACUCCAUGCCUGUCCCCUCCCGCGGGGGUCUCCGCCUGCUGCGCGCGGACGUGUUGGGGUCGAAAUGCGGAACGCCCAAAUUCCGCGCGCCUGCGGAGCCAGAAGCCAUAUGGAGCCUGUGAGAUGGCUAGCCGGAAUUUCAGCCGGUAGCCUGGGAACGCUAGCCCAUUUUAGGGCGGUCUGACGGCGACUGAUUGAAAAACAAGCAGGCAUGGAACAGGGGCUCUGCUGUGUGGUGUGCCGCUGGAGUGGUGGUGGUGACUGCAAUUGGAGCAUCCAACUCCACUCCACUCUACUUUCUGUUCAUUUUUUCAUCAUGGCUGAAAUGCGGCCAUGGUCUAGACUAUAUCGCAUCUGCUCGCUUACAGCAGUAAU
Molecule: messenger RNA, 1649 nt
Organism: Closterium sp. NIES-67
Lineage: Eukaryota; Viridiplantae; Streptophyta; Zygnematophyceae; Desmidiales; Closteriaceae
Source: the annotation of a GenBank genome assembly